GAGUUGAUGAUGAAUUAAUACUUGAAAAAGAAGUUUGUUGAGAAAUGAGAGUGAAUCGAGUAUACCACUUCCAGAAUACAAUGAAGGAAUUUAGAUUUAAUAUAUUCAGACAGAUUCAAGAUCUAAUAGGUUAACUUUGGGUCAAGUUGGGUUUCAAUAUAUUAAGGCCUAUUCUGGUAUGGAAUCGUCAAUCUUCUUAAAGUAUAACAAAAAGUUUAUAAUAUCUUCUUCUAAUUACACAAUAAAAAGUUCAUAAUAUCUUCUUCUAAUUACACAACAAGAGUUAGAUGCAUUUCCAUAUUAUUAGUUUAAUCUUAAAAUAUGCAUACGUUUAGAAAUAUCUAGCAUCACAGUAGAGCAUAAGAGGAAAAACCAGUGGCUCCAUCAUAAAAGUAUCUGUGCUACGUUACUUGCAGAAAAAGCUGAAAGAUGACAAAGAUUCAGGUAUUCAUAUAAAGAUUAAAGUUUAGGACAUUUGCAUAUAAUACUGUUAUUGUUCACCCUUUAAUUUUCGAUGACAAAAAUAUGAAUACCAUCCACUUUGCACUGAUUUAACAAAAAUCUGGAACUUCCUCAUAUGCUAUCUAAAAUUCUUUACAAGGAAUAAAACAAUGGCAUCAGUGACUAUGUAUGAAAAAUUUGCGGUGAUCGUUGAACUGCUAGAGCCACCAUAUAUUGCACCAUGAAAGCUACCAAGAGUGGAGAAGGCUGUCCUUAAUAAGAUGUUUCUGCUUAUCCAACAGGAAGACUGCUUUUCUAAGUCUGAAUCAACUAGAGAUAUAAGGUUACGAAUUGCAUUAUGUGAGGGGUUAAAAAAAAAAAAAAAAAUACUGGUUCAUCUAUGUCCUCUCUCUCCCACUCUCUCCCCUAAGUAGGGAUGGAAAUUGACACCAGGGUUUCAGUAGUUACAGAUACUCAGUUAAUGAGGAAUUUCUUAUUAGGACCAGAGAGGGGAAAAAUUCCAUACCUUCAGGUAUGCUAAGGCAAGGGCAGCAAAUAAAUUAAAUCUCUGGAGAGAAAAAUUAUUACAUUUCUUACCACCAUAUAUAAAGAUAUACAUUACUUAUAUGUGUGUGUGUGUAUAAAAUUAUAUGAAAAGUUGUCUUUUAUGUAGAUAGAAAUAUAUAUUUUACGUUAAAAUGAGAAUCAAAAUACAUUUUGUAUUUCUUUUUAAUUAAAUAGAUGAUAUGAUGAGAGGCAAGCAGAGACACUAACCGAAGGUAGGGGAUCCACCACCUUCCCUGCCUCUUUUACAAUGGGGAUAAGGUAGAGAUGGGGAGAGAAUGAUAGAGGCAAAAAGGGAAAGGAUAGCUAGCGGCCACCCACCGCCAUCCUGCACAUUGCCAUCCUAACCAAAUGUCUUCGAAACCUCAGGCAACAACAAUUUAACUUUUUGACGACGAAAAAAAAAAAAAAGAAGGUUAUUCAAGUUUCUUUAUAAAAAGAAUUUUCUUUUAUUCAAGAUUCUUGUCUUGAUAAUGCCUUUGCCAUGAAGGCAUUUUGCAUCAGCAAUCUUCACAAGCCCAGUAUCAGUAUCACAAGAUAUAACUUAAUAAGUUCACAGAGAACUAAAAAUCCAAAGAAAAUAACGCGAGAAAAUAUCUAAAGAUCUUGUCUCUAAUACCCGUUACAAGUUCCCUGUUUUAAUUUUCCAAGUACUCUCUUAUGAAUUGAAACUUAAGAAGAAAUGCAAUUUUCUACCUUAAAACCCAAGUUUUCAUCAAUGUUGUUAACCAUAAAUAAAUAAGAAAUGCAUCUCUUUUAAAUGAACCACAAGGUAUUGGUUAGACUUUAAAAAAAUCUGCUAAAUAAUUUUUUUUAAAAAAAAAAAAAAAAAAAAAGAAAAAAAGAAAAAAUCUUUGACUUAGACUGCAACCCUAUGAAUUGUCCUUGGAACUCUUUUAAGUUUCAGAAACGGCAAUCAUCCAACAAAUGGCACAUAUAGCAAGAGAUUGGUCUCAUUUUACCAUCCACAUGUACGGGUAUUUUAAAUAAAAUCAAUAUGUCAAGGCUGCUAAGUAGUUGCUAUUCUAAAAGGCUUAAGCUACUAAGAAAUGGAUUCAAUAAUAUUGCAACAAGCAAACGAAAAACUUACUAGCCGUCCCUUCACAAGUUGGCCCCACCCAUUAAUGAGAAUCAAAUCUGGAUCUUGCACAAGUAGAAUUGAGAAAACUACCUAAACCAUGAAUUGCCAGUAUUUAAACACAAGAGUAAACAAACUAUCACCUUGUGGAUGUCGAAUAAGAUGCUAAAAACCAUGACGCCUAGAAUCAUAAGUUGUAGGAAGUAGAUCCAACAAUCUACAGGAGACACAACUAAAACCACCAAAAAGAUCUCCAAUAUGAAGUUAGACAUACAAGCCAAAAAAUUUUACGAAGGCACUCACAAGAUAGACUUUCCCAAUUUUUAAAGUAUUGAAUCCACGCUUCAUAACGCCCACAAUAGCUUUUAAAAAAAAGAUGUUUUGACUUAUGUAACAUAUACAUACUCUUUCCAUAACUACUAUGCAAUUACUAACGUUUCUCCAAAAUAGGCUAACUGAUUGCUAUUAAUGUAAAGCAUUUAUAACAUUGUUUUUUACUUUCAAAAAUGGAAAACUUUUAUUAAGGCAUUCCACAACAAACUAAAAUGGAACUUCGGCCUGCUUGAUUUUCAUCCUAAGGUUAAAAGUAGCAUUCUUCUUAGGUUUACAAGACAAAUCAAAAGGAAAUGUAAAAUAUUAUCGAUGAAUCAACUCAUUUAAAACCAUAAAACAGAGAUUAAAAGAACAAAUUUAGUUUCCUUUAGAUGAAACUUUGGCAUUUCUAUGUGCUACCCCAGAUACACCUCAAAAAAAUAUUAUAAGAAAAAAUGUAAAAUUACUCAAAAUAACAAAAUGGUUAAACUAAAAUAACUCAAUCUUUUCAAUUUUUACCAUCACCAGAAAGCACUGCUGCAAAAAGUGGCCACCCUCAGCCCUUCUCACCAUAAACGUGUCAUAAAAAAGUUGCCACGCAUCAAUUUUUUCUUGUGAGCAUCUUUUCUUUUGCUUAUAACAACAGCAGCCUGACUACCUUGCAUCUCCAUCCCUCUCUGCCAUGAAAAUCAACCUAGUGACAAACUAGCAUCUUGCCUCACUCUAUUCUUACCAAAUUUCCAUUGUCUCCUCCCUGUCACGACAUAUAAGUUAGCAUAUCAACUCAUUUUUUUAACUCCUUAAGAGGAAUUAGAGGUGAGAUGGUUUUUCAAGAUUUUGCACGAUGAUUUUUUCCUAUUUAGCUGCUUUAGUGGUUUAUAUCUCUUAUCAUUAUAUGGCCAAUUCUAUCUCUGAUGGAUUAUUUGAGGCUAGAAAGCCUAAGCUUGCUAUCAAUUUACAACACUAAUUUUACUGAUUAUUUUUCAUUCAUAAUCUCAUCUUAAUCAUUUGUUAGACAUUCUUCUAAUAUUUCUAGCUGACCCAAAUUGUCGUAAUAAAAACUCCACCAGGUUCGCUACUAUUGUACAACUACAGAAUUUUCUUCUAGAAAGGUAUAUUGUUAUAAGUGAAUUAAUCUAAUUUUUAUGUUUUCUUAGUUUGCACUAAUUAAAAUCUAUGUUUUCUGUCAAUUUAGUGCGUUGCAUAUUUAGUUUGCCAUAUUUAAUUAUUCAUCAUUGCAAUUAUCAAAUGUCAACUCCUCGAAUUCUGUUUUGAUAUAAUGAAUUACCAAUAUGCACAUGCAUAAACAAAAUAAUUAUCUUGUUCCGUGUUUGGCCAUCUCUUUUGAGAUGAGAUUAAGCAAUUUAGUUAACCUAGAUGCAAGAAGAUAACCUAAAUGCAAAAAGAGUAAGGCUCAAAGGAUAGCUAGAGGGUCUAAGAUAUGAGCUUGUGCAUAUGGCUUCUCAAUAUAAAAUUCAGUUCAUUGAUGUGCAAGUUAAAAUUUCAUAGAUCUAAUAAAUUGUCCAAGAAUUCACAAUUGGCAUAGAGUUAACCAUUUGAUGAUCACUUGUUCACCAAAUGCAGGUUCAUUUCCAAGCAACUUUUCUUCUUCCAUAAAAUUAACCUAGAAACUCCUAUUUUUAAAUCAUUAUGUUCUAUAAUAUGCUCCAAAUGCUGACAAUUUAUUUUUCCUAACCAGCUAAUAUUGAAUAAGAUCAAUCCUCGCAUCCAACCAGAGAGAAUGGAAAAAUUUGGUGCCCGCAACAACAUAGGCAAACAAAGAAAAAGAAAGAAAACAUCUGAAGGGAUUGAUUACAUAAGCCACCUACCUGAGGAAAUUAUACUCCACGUUCUCUCAUUCUUACCAAUAAAAGAGUUGACUGUGGUCAGCCUCCUAUCAAACCUAUGGAAAUACAUGGUAGUGAGCCACUUGUCAAAAGUACCAUCAAGUUUAAAUCUUGAUGAACCAGAUAUGAUCAGAAAUUUCAUAACAAGAAGUAUUUAUCAACAAGAAUGUGCUGUUUAUCACAGAUCCUCUAGGCCUCCAAGGAGCUUACACCAUGUGGUACGCUUAGCAAGGAAGCACUACAUGGAUUUUGUAAAUCGUACUCUCUUGCUUCACUCUGGAUGCACCAUCAACGACCUGCAUUUUUGUUUCUGUUAUGAUGGCAGUGAUGGAUACAAAAAAAGGAUUAAUAGCUGGCUCCGUUUUGCCUUGACCAACAACAUUAAAGAGAUUGAACUAGAUUUCUCUGAAGGAGAACUACACAGAUCCAACGCCUUGGUUCAACCAUAUGAAUUUCCUCUAGGCUGUUUUUCACCCAGGAUGUUGAACACUUUGAUCCUGAAGUACUGUAAGCUCAGAGCACUUUGUUUUGGAGUUCUUCGAUCUCUUCAAAGGUUAUGUUUGCAGCAGGUAAAAAUCCUUAAAUGCUCAAUAGGUGAAAUAGUAUCCAAAUGUCCCAUUCUAGAAGAGGUGAGUCUAGAAUACUGCACCUUUCCUAAUGACUUUAUGGUGAACAAACGAGACAUGAAGAUCAAGAGAUUGUCAUUGAUUGAAUGCCAAACAGUAGACUGGCCCAUGUUUGCUAUAAAUAUAUCAGUUCCAGACCUGUCAAUGUUGACAAUAGUGGGAAGAUACCUCAUGACUUCAAGGAUUCGAAAAGCGGUGCAUCUUCUAGAUGUUAUAAUAGACAUCAACCAGUUAUAUGCGGACCAUGUACAAGGAGAUGCUCUAGGUUCACUGUUGAAUGGUUUGAGCCACAGCCAAACCCUUAUAUUAACCACUUGGUGCAUUCAGGUUCUGCCUACGGGAGAAAAUUUGCUACACCAAUUGCCAAUUCCACUCCAAAAUCUGAAGCACUUAAAAUUGGUGGUGGGCUUAGUGAAACAAGAACUCCCUGGAAUAUCUUGCCUAUUAAGAAGUUGCCCCAACUUGGAGAAUUUAACUCUAGAAAUGCAAGAACCUUUCAAUGUUGAUUGGGCAGAAUUUGAAGAAGACAUUCCAGACAUAUUGAACUUUGAAGAGCACAGUUACUGGGAACUGCAGAAUUUGCCAUUCAGUUGUCUGCAAAACUAUCUCAAGCAAAUAAAAAUAAGUGGGUUUACAGGAAGAACUAAUGAGAUGCAGAUGAUUCGCUUUUUACUGGAAAAUGCAGGAGUACUGGAAAAGAUGGAGAUCUACCAUAGCCCUCAACAAGAAAUUGAUUCUACAGGGUUCCAAGACAACUUACAUCAUCUGCUAAACUUACCAAGGGCAUCUCCUCGAGCACAAAUGGAAAUUUUCACAAAUUUCCAGUUCAACAAUAUGUGAUGUUCUUUAAAUUUUCUUGUCAUGUUUAAUACUUUCUGUUUUGUUCUUCUUUUGGUCGUUUUUAAAGUGUAAGUGUCAUCGUUCUAAUAUAUGAAAGUGUUUACUGAA
This is a messenger RNA of Ziziphus jujuba (common jujube), 5816 nucleotides long. RefSeq names its product putative F-box/FBD/LRR-repeat protein At4g03220. The record is from RefSeq and is a predicted model, not a curated record. The transcript is spliced from 3 exons. Gene Ontology annotation, molecular function: protein binding. The coding region runs from base 4137 to 5708 and encodes 523 amino acids. Lineage: Eukaryota; Viridiplantae; Streptophyta; Magnoliopsida; Rosales; Rhamnaceae.